This is a messenger RNA of Mycena indigotica, 6909 nucleotides long. RefSeq lists its product as uncharacterized. The coding region runs from base 1 to 6909 and encodes 2302 amino acids. The transcript has 12 exons. The record is from RefSeq and is a predicted model, not a curated record. Gene Ontology annotation, molecular function: ATP hydrolysis activity; helicase activity; ATP binding. NCBI's taxonomy places the organism in Eukaryota, Fungi, Basidiomycota, Agaricomycetes, Agaricales, Mycenaceae.
AUGGACGACGCGCGUGCUCGACGACUCGACAAGCUCUUUAACGACGUUCUUCAUGGGACACCACUCAGAAAGGGCACUUUCACACUGUUUCUGCAGGCUAUUAGAAAUCAGCAGGAUCCGGCAACAUGCAUAAACAAGAUCGUCGGUAGCCAAGGCGGCCUUGACGAAUUCCGGGAAGCGAUGAGGUUUGACCUCACUGAUUCUUUCUUCAACGGGGAGGCAACACAUAUACUCGACUAUCUCAAAGCACCGGAACUGGAAACCAUCGCCGGUGGGAGACUUCUUCAACAAGUGCUUCGACAUAUUGUCGACCCCCCGAUCUUCUGGGACAGGUUUGUCGCCGCCUUUGAGGAUGGUCGACUUGCAUUCCCCGCAGUGCGCGCUUUUGCGUGGCUCUUGCUCCAGCUAUGCAAACUCCCAGGCGCCUUGGCAGACCCUUAUAUCAAAAUUGCCGGCAACGACUUCCUACAGACGACAUUGAGCACAUCCGAAGACGACGAAACAAGAAGCAUCAACUACCAGCUCAAACAUAUCGUCGAUACCUGCAAUGUCAUAGCGCCAGAUGACUUGGAUGUUGACCUCCAUCCUGGCGGCCGUCACGAUAACGACUUUGCUGAUUUCCGCCAAAUUGCCAUUCUACCCACCGCGGAUGAAGUAGCUUCCUCUGAGCCUCCAUUCAUACGACGAUAUCGGCCUCUUGGUGAGAUGGAGCCAAGUCAAGCCGCCGCUCAGUGCCUUGACAAUCAGUUUCGCCUCCUCCGAGAGGACAUGCUCUAUGAAAUUAAGGAUGAGCUUAGUAUUGCCUUUGGCAAGAAGAAGGGCCGUCACCGUGGUCUUGUUCUCGAGGGUUUCUCGCUCUCGGGCGACAUAUUUCACGGGACAGACGAACGACUAUCAGCCUGGGGCAUAGUCCUCGAGGCACGGCCAGACUUUUGGUUCUUCCACAAAGUAGCCGAUCGGGACCGACGUAAAUAUGUCGAUGAGAACAAACAUAUUUUCAAGCAUCAAGCAUAUGUAUGCCUUCUUGUCAAUGACCAGGUUGUCGCAUUUCCAACCAUUCAUCGGGAUGAAGAACGAUUAGCCCAGAAGCCUCCGAAGCUUGUGCUACAGCUCCCUGAUCGCAGGAGCACGGUCAAGACUCUACUGAGGCUCAAACAGCUCCCUCAACCCAAAAUCAAGAUCAUUCAAAUUGACACCGCCAUCUUCUCUUACGAGCCGGUUCUCAAGGUGCUCCAGGGGAUGAGAGGACUUCCUCUUGCUCGCGAAAUCAUCUGCUGGUCACCUAACAAGUCAUUAGAGCCUCCAGCAUAUUUGUCGAAGAACAGCAUCAUUGAGGCAAUCGAACGAAAUCCUCGACAAGACCUUAAGCCAUUGUUAGGCUUAAACAAGUCCAUCGUAUUAGAUGAAUCACAAGCAGUCUCCUUGCAAGCCGGCCUCACACAGAAGGUCGCUCUCAUACAAGGCCCACCUGGCACCGGCAAGUCUUUCAUCGGCGCUUUACUCGCUCGAAUUCUAGAAAAGUCGGGCCGCAAAAUCCUUGUUGUCUGCUACACUAAUCACGCUUUGGACCAAUUCCUCGAGGACAUACUUGGUAUGGGAGUACCUGAUGAUAAAGUUGUUCGUUUGGGUGGCAAGUCUACAGCACGGACGGAAGGGUUAAGUUUACAUCGACAAAGUGGCGGUACUCGAUUCACUCGAGCAGACCACCAGAAUAUAGAUCGCACACGACAAGAUGCCAUUAACUUAUACCGACGACUCGAGAGGACCCAUGCCGACUUUUUGAAGCGUUUCGUGGACAUUCUUGCCUACCUUGAGUUUGAGGAGCCCGACUUCUUUGACGCGCUCACGAUCCCAAAGUCGGAAGAUGGGAUGAGUCAGGUUGGGAAAAGCGGCAAGAAACUUCAGCCAUGGUAUCUUGUCAAUCGAUGGGAGAUGGGCACCGACGCAGGAGUCUUCAAAAAUCUACUGGCUACCACCUCCGUUUGGAAGAUGGACCCUGCUUCACGCAAACUCAAAAUCGAACAAUGGACAGAUGCUAUCCGUAAAGAGCAGGUAGACGAAAUCGCUCGUCUUGGCGAUGCCUUCAACGAGUGUCAGCGUGGAAUCGAGCAGACAUUCCGCCAGCGUGACGUCUCCAUUCUGUGCUCGAAGCAGAUCAUUGGGUGCACGACAACCGGUGCAGCCAAGUAUGCGCGAGACAUUCGUCACGUAAAUGUCGAUGUCCUCCUUGUUGAGGAAGCGGGUGAAAUUUUGGAAAGUCACGUGAUAACCGCUCUUGGACAGCAAACAAAUCAAGUCAUCCUCAUCGGCGACCACCAGCAACUCCGACCCAAGGUCAACAACUACCAGCUUACAAUUGAGAAGGGCGAAGGUUAUGACUUGAAUCGGUCUAUGUUUGAGCGAUUGGUUCUUGAGGGCUAUCCACAUCGCACUCUAAUGAAGCAACAUCGCAUGCGUCCGGAAAUUUCGAACUUGAUCCGAACUUUGACGUAUCCCGAUCUGAUUGAUGAUGCCUCCACACUCAAUCGACCCAACCUACGCGGAGUCUGCGAUAAUCUAGUGUUCAUCCGCCAUGACAAGCCGGAGGAUGAAAAUCCACACAUCCAGAACCAGGCAGAUUGGGGCUCGAAGUCAUCGAAGCGCAACAACUACGAGGCUCAAAUGGUUUUGAAAGUCGUCAAGUAUCUCGGACAGCAAGGUUAUGGAACAGAUAAGAUUGUGGUCUUGACACCAUACCUCGGACAGCUGGGAGAACUUCAAUCUGUACUCAAGGCGGAGAAUGACCCCGUUCUGAACGACUUGGACUCCUACGAUCUGGUGCGUGCAGGACUUUUGCCUGCUGCUUCAGCAAAGGGUUCACGAGGAAAGCUACGGAUUGCAACCAUCGAUAACUACCAAGGCGAAGAGAGUGAAAUCGUUGUGACGUCGCUAACUCGUAGCAAUGCUGGAAACGAUAUUGGUUUUAUGUUUGCUCCGGAGCGUCUCAAUGUUCUGUUGUCCCGCCCUCGUAAUGCUUUCAUCAUGAUAGGCAACCCAGAUACGUUCAUCAAGUCGCGAAAGGGCCACGAAUUGUGGACCAAAUUCUUCGACAUGAUGAAGAGUGGUGGACAUGUCUAUGACGGCCUUCCCAUUAAAUGCGAACGUCAUCCGGAUCGCACCUCCAUCCUAAAGACCCCUGGCGAGUUCGAAACGGAAAGCCCUGAUGGGGGAUGCAAGGAACCUUGUGGAACCAUGCUCAACUGCGGCAUUCAUCCGUGUCCUUCAAAAUGCCAUCAACUGUCUGAUCAUUCCAAGAUGGAGUGUAGUCAUAUCAUCGAAAGCAAGUGUUCACAGGGCCAUGCUCGGUCUUGGAAGUGCGGCAAAGGUCCACCAUUGACCUGUCAUAAAUGUGAACAAGAGACAAAGGCUGCCGAAGCGAAGGCGAAACGAGACUUUGACCUCCAGCAGCAGCGUGAAGCGGCAGAACUAGCCUACAGGCGGAAACUUGCGGCAAUUGACGCAGAGAUAGCGGCAAAGAAAGAAGAAAUACGAGAGGCUCAAGUUGAAGCAGAACGUGCUCGCACCCUUGAACAGCGAGAAAACGAUUUGAAGAGCAUGUCGGUGCCGCGUGUGAAGAAGAGCGCACCUCCCAUCUCACCUGCCACUCCUCCGGCGCAACAACCCAACCCAUCCAAGUCAGUAAGCGGUGUGCCAACCUCCGAAGCGGCACCGCCCCAACCGGUCGUCAAGGAUCUUUCACCCAACACUCUCAAGAUUCCGAUUUCACCUUCAUCUCUAGAGUGGCAGAGGCAGAAGGACAUUGAAGGUGCUAACGAGCCAUCUAUCGAUGCGAUCAUGGCAAUGAUUGGCCUCGAAGAAGUCAAAUCUCAGCUUCUUGAAAUCAAGGCUACGAUAGAUACCUCGAUACGCCAAGGGACCUCACUCAAGAAGGAACGUUUCAACAUCACGUUCUUGGGCAAUCCGGGUACAGGUAAAACGACGGUUGCACGACAAUAUGCAAAGUUUUUGGCCUCUGUCGGAGUCAUUCCUGGUAAUGAAUUUGUCGAGACAACCGGUUCACGACUGGGAAAUGACGGCGUGGCUGGUGCUAAGAAGAUGCUCGAAGGAGUCCUCAAUGCAGGGGGCGGCGUUGUUUUCGUCGACGAAGCCUAUCAGCUUGCUGAACACCGCGGACCAGAGGUCUUGGACUUCUUAUUGGCGGAGAUGGAAAACAACGUUGGGACGAUCGUUUUCAUUUUUGCUGGCUAUGUGAAGGAAAUGGAGAAAUUCUUCGAGCAUAAUCCCGGACUCACAAGUCGUGUCCCACAUCAGUUCAAAUUUGCCGACUACACCGAUGCCGAACUGCUGGGCAUUUUCGCUCAUCUUAUCCAUGACAGAUUUGCUGGCAGAGCUCAGGUCGAAGAUGGGCUUGACGGGCUUUAUGCACGAGUUGUGGUCCGGCGUUUGGGUCGUGGUCGAGGCUCUCCUGGUUUCGGUAACGCCCGUGCUCUAGAGAAUGUAUUCCAGCAAAUCAGAAAGCGACAAGCAACUCGUCUAACGAAACAGCGAGCGGAAGGUCUCAAGCCCGAUGAUCUAUUUUUGACCAAGGUAGAUCUUAUUGGUCCCGAUCCCUCUCUCGCCACCAAAGAAUCCAAGGCCUGGACGAGUCUUCAGCAGCUAAUCGGCCUACAAUCAGUCAAAGAAUCGGUGCAAACCUUGUUGGACAUACUUGGCACAAAUUACCAACGGGAAAUCCAAGAGAAAAACCCACUUGACGUGUCCCUCAACCGUGUGUUCUACGGAAACCCUGGGACAGGUAAAACUACUGUCGCCAAGCUCUACGGACAGAUUCUCGCUGACAUUGGUAUGAUCAGUAAGGGUGAAGUUGUUAUAAAGAAUCCAGCCGACUUCGUGGGGGCGGUUCUCGGUGGCUCGGAGCAGCAGACGAAGCAAAUCCUCGCCAGUACGGAAGGCAAAGUAUUAGUCAUCGACGAGGCUUAUAUGCUGUAUAAUGGAAACGGGCUAGGGGGAAGCGGGAGUCAGGCGGACCCCUUCAAAACUGCAGUAAUCGACACUAUCGUCGCGGAAGUUCAGAGUAAUCCUGGAGACGACCGUUGUGUGCUCCUGUUGGGCUAUGAGGACAAGAUGGUGGAGAUGUUCCAGAACGUCAAUCCAGGUCUUUCUCGACGGUUCAACAUUGAAUCCCCUUUCCGAUUCGAAGACUUUGAUUCAGCUGAACUCCUCCAAGUUCUUGAAUUCAAACUUAAAAGCCAGCAUUUGGACGCCUCACCAGCAGCGAAGCAUGUUGCGAUCGACGUGCUUUCGCGCGCUAGCAUGCGACCCAAUUUUGGUAACGCAGGCGAAGUCGAAAAUAUGUUGGGACUGGCCAAGCAACGCUUCCAGGCUCGUCAGCGCAAAAUUCCGAGAGAGCAAAGGUCCAGCGACGUGGUAUUUGAACCUGAAGAUUUCGACCCGGAUUUUGCUCGUAAUCUUAAUGCGACCACGAAUAUUGUCAAGCUAUUCGAAGAUGUCAUUGGCUGCGAGGAUAUUGUCAAAAGACUUUCUGAGUAUCAAGCUGUUGCAGCGGUCGCCAAACAACGAGGACAAGACGUCCAUGCUCUUAUUCCGACCAACUGGGUCUUCACUGGCCCGCCUGGAACAGGAAAGACUACGGUUGCACGGAAGAUGGGUCAGGUUUAUUACGAUAUGGGCUUUCUAUCGUCACCGGAGGUCGUUGAAUGCGGCGCUUCAGAUCUGGUGGGGCAAUAUAUCGGGCAUACCGGCCCAAAGACAACCAAGUUGUUAGACAAGGCGCUGGGUCGGGUGCUUUUCGUUGACGAGGCUUAUCGACUCGGUGAAGGGCAGUUUGCGAAGGAAGCGAUCGACGAACUUGUUGGUUUGCUGACUCAGACAAAAUACCAUGGCAAGCUGGUCGUCAUCCUCGCUGGUUAUACUGACGACAUGCAUCGCCUUUUGUCGGUCAAUUCCGGGCUUGCUAGUCGUUUCCCAGAGGAAUUACCCUUCCCACAUAUGGCUCCAGCCCAAUGUCUAAAGGUUCUCAAGAUGGACCUUCAGAAGAGUCAGGUUGAGCUCGACGACACAAAUGCAGUCAAGAUGAUGGAAUUGAUUGGGCAGAUGUCCAAAUUGCGAGGCUGGGGAAAUGCACGAGACAUGAAGACCAUUGCCAAAUCUAUGAUCAGUAUUGCUCUGCGUUCUGCUCAGCCUGAUCAAGCAACGAUUCAGCUAGAUUCGCAAAAGGCUCUUGAGUGUCUACAGUCACACCUGCAGCGUCUUGCUUCUAGAGAAAAUUUCAGCACUCCCAAACCGUCACUCGAUGUCAGUCUGUUUCAAACUCAGGAUGCAGGGCCUGCACCUUCAUUUUCGACGAACACGACUACUCAAACAGCGCAACCGCCAGCCGAAGACGAGGUCGAGCCAGAACUAGAGGUUCAUGACACGAGACGAGAUGCUGGAGUUUCCGAUGCUGUUUGGAACCAACUCCAAGCAGACAAGGAGGCAGAGGAAUCCGCGAGAAAAGAGCGUGAAGCGGCUAUUCUUGAAGCUCAAAAGGAACUCCAAGCGGCUGAGGAAAGAGAAGCGCGUCGAAAGGAAGAAUUAGCGGAGGCGGAACGAUUGGCCACACAAGCACGUGAGCAACGCGAGAGAGACGAGCUGAAACGCAAAAUGGAGCUCUUGCGCCUACAAGAAUUGCUAGAAAGACGUGAGAAGGAACGGAGAUUACAAGAACUAGAACGACGUAGAAUGGAAGAGCAACAGGAGCGACAGAAAGAGGCCAAAGCCCAGGCGGCACUUCGUACAAUGGGUGUUUGUGUUGCAGGGUAUAGAUGGAUCAAGCAAGCGAGUGGGUAUCGCUGUGCGGGAGGUUCUCAUUUCGUCAGCAACGCACAAUUAGAGAACAGCUAUCACUAG